Messenger RNA from Amyelois transitella, 1712 nucleotides. RefSeq lists its product as uncharacterized. The coding region runs from base 1 to 1584 and encodes 527 amino acids. The record is from RefSeq and is a predicted model, not a curated record. Lineage: Eukaryota; Metazoa; Arthropoda; Insecta; Lepidoptera; Pyralidae. The transcript has 7 exons.
AUGCUGCAUAGGACUUCAUCAUCGCGACGCCGUAGGGCAUCCAGAAGUGCUGCGACUUCCCCUCAAACUAGAUCACCCAGAGCAUCUGCCCAGCCAUCCAGAAGAGCGUCACUAGCUACCACAGAAACUGAUGAUGAAAUGGAUGCUCCACCACCGGCAAGAAGUCCAAGGGCAAGCUUAGCUCCCGAUGCAGCAUUAGACGCCUACCAUCGCAGCCCAAGACAAUCAUUAGUCCCACAAGAUGUAAGAUCGGCUAGAAAUUCCAUUACCCCAGACGCAGCACAGCACAUGAGAAAUACACUCGCUCCAAACAGAAACAAUUUAGGCGUCGAAUUAGCAUACGGAUCAAGAUUAAGUCUGAACCCACAAGACUUUAAUAGGAGUCCAAGAAACAGUAUUACUCCAGAUGUAACAGCAAGGAGUCCAAGAAGAAGUUUAGUGCCUGAAGGAACGUCGUGGAAUCAGCCUAGGAAUUCGUUAGUGCCAGAAGUUGGGAGAAGCCCAAGGCAUUCUGUGGCGAGUAUACAGUUAGAUCCCGCGAGGAGUCAUAAAGAAUUGGGUCCAAGUCCAAGGACGAGUCCUAGGGGAAGCAUAGCUCCAGAUGUGCCAUUGAAAAGUAAGGAAUUGCCUGAUAUCACCAGUAGAAGUCCAAGGGGGAGCAUUGCGCCUUCGGAAAGGAGUGCGAGGGGUAGCUUGGUGACUGCUGAUAUUGAUGCCUCGAGAAUUAGUCCAAGGGGCAGUCUGACGCUAACAUUUCAAGAACCUUUGGUAUCGAGAGAAAGGCGAGCUAGUGAAGAUAGUCAAAAUGCUGGUGGUAAAGGCAGGAGCAUAUCUCCAUACCGAGCGUCAUUGAGCGGUCGCCAAAGUGGUACCGGGGUACUGUCAGACGGAGGGAGCAGGAGGGCUUCCAGCUCUGUAAGUCAGGUAUCAGGAGACGAACAGCGUCGUCUAUGCGGCGAGCAGGCGAAGUACAACGACCGGAGCGGCCUGGGUCUUGGAGUCGGCCUGACCACCUACGGCUCCGUGGCUUACCAGCUGAAGGACGCCAACAUGGAGGCGUCAGGGACGGUGGACUUCAUGUGUCGGGCCGCCAAGAUCAUGAACAGGACUAUUGUGAUGACAGUAUUUCUGGCGAUCCUGUCAACACUGCCAGUGAUUAUGUUAAUAAUGGGUGUUCAAUACAUCCGGGACUGCCCCGCCGAGCCCCGGAUCCCCGUGUACAUGGUGGUGGGGGGAGCGGCGGGCGGGGCGGGGAUCUGCUGGCUCCUGUGGGCUCAGCUGGCCAGCAGGAGUACCAACUCCUCAGCCAGCGUGCCUGAGAGGGUCCUCGCUUAUACGCUUACAGUUUUCCUUAUGGGGUGGUUCUCAUUCGGCAACUAUUGGACUCUGGGCAUCAUGUGGCCGGAUUACGCGCCGACCCUGUUCGAGCCGAAUAAAUGGUGUCACCGCACACUGUACGUCUUCGCCCUCACUCAACUUGGAGUUGUGUGGGGGGUUGUAGCUCUGCUGGUGCUGUUACUCUUGGCUUUGGUGGUCUGCCAAGUAUUCGGCUGCGGCUGGCUAGGACCGCCUCGCUACAAGUAGCAACGGCGUAGCGUCGUGCUCGAGUUGUGGCACAGGAAUAUCAACAACACUAUGGACGUGGCCGGAGUCCUCGUACCCUUCACCCAGGUCGUCAGGCCAGAACUAACUAUCCACGUGCAAGAAGUACU